This is a messenger RNA of Argiope bruennichi, 1080 nucleotides long. It is a transcript of the gene Hr83, whose product is annotated as nuclear receptor subfamily 2 group E member 1-like. Gene Ontology annotation, biological process: anatomical structure development; cell differentiation; regulation of transcription by RNA polymerase II. The coding region runs from base 1 to 1080 and encodes 359 amino acids. Lineage: Eukaryota; Metazoa; Arthropoda; Arachnida; Araneae; Araneidae. The transcript is spliced from 7 exons. The record is from RefSeq and is a predicted model, not a curated record. Gene Ontology annotation, molecular function: RNA polymerase II cis-regulatory region sequence-specific DNA binding; zinc ion binding; nuclear receptor activity.
AUGCAAGGCCUUCGCGACCUUACCCAGUGUCCGCAAUUUUAUACGGGAGGGAUAUUUGAGGGAAGAACACUGCCUGUUCCAGUGUCUUGCUUAGUUUGUGGAGACAAAUCUUACGGCAAACACUAUGGAGUCUUUUGCUGUGAUGGAUGCAGUUGCUUUUUCAAAAGAAGUAUCAGGAGGGGAAUAGUGUACAGUUGCAUAGCUGGAACUGGAAAUUGUGUCGUCGAUAAAGCACGGAGAAAUUGGUGUCCUUUCUGCCGUCUACAAAAGUGUUUUCGAGUGAACAUGAAUAGAAAUGCCGUUCAAGAAGAAAGGGGACCAAGAAACAAUAAAAAAGUGAACAAAGAAUGCCUAGAUGUAUCUAGCAACCAUCUAGUAAACGAAUCAACUUCAAGAAAUUCGCACAAUAUGAGCAGGUCGGUGGAAGUUUUUUCCAGAAGUGAAGCGCCAGCGAGUGCUUUUAGGCCAGUGUUUCCAGGACCCAGGUUUGCAGCUGCCACCCCCUUUCCCCUACACACUCGAUACAUGAUUGGUUGCAGCGUUCCACCUGAAGCAGGCAUGGUGUUUCGACAAAUAGCAGCCCAUAUUCUGUUAGUGAGUUUCCGAAGAGCCCGAAGUAACGAUCUGUUCUGCUCUUUGCCACCUGUUGAUCAGUCUGUCAUCUUACAGGAUGUCUGGGGGGAAUUAUUUCUUCUACAAGCUGCUUAUUGGCCAGUUGAUAUCUUAGUGGUGGCAAAGCAUAUCGAAGAGGAAGGAAAGGUCCUUCCUAGACGAGUAGUCUCAGCCAUCAUGGAAUGCAGGCAGUUACAGCUUGAUUUGCUGGAGAGAUCAUUGCUGGAAACCAUCAUUUUAGCCAGAAAAGACUGCUGCAAGCCCCUUGUUGCCACAGGACAUGUGGAUUUGAUUUUAGAACAAGCACAAACCAGAUUAGAACAGCAUAUGCUUCGUGUGCGAACGAAAGAAACAGGAGCUUUUGGCCGAACACUUCUUGUUCUCCCUUCUUUGAGAUGCAUACCACAAAGAAUCCUCUUGGAAAACGUCAUCGGAUUAUCCGAAGACGACAUCAGCAGACUUUUCUAG